AUGGCCAAGUCUCUUUUUGUGAAGCUGCUUUGCAUGGCAAUUGUGUGCCUUGUACUUGGUGCUUCAAGUCCCAAGGCUGAAGCAAUUACAUGUGGUCAGGUAGUGAACAACUUGACCCCAUGUAUUACAUAUAUACUCAAUGGUGGAAUAGUGCCAGCACGAUGCUGCAAUGGGGUUAGGAGCCUCCUUAGCCAGGCUCGGACCACACCAGACCGCCAGGCCGUUUGCAAUUGCAUAAAGAACACUGUCAGUGGAAUGCAUUAUAGUAAUUCCAAUCUAAACCUUGCUGCUAGCCUUCCUAGGAAAUGUGGGGUUAACAUUCCUUAUCAGAUCAGCCCAUCUACCGAUUGCAGCAGAGUGCGCUAA
Gastrolobium bilobum is the source of this 366-nucleotide messenger RNA. Its product is annotated as non-specific lipid-transfer protein 1-like. Gene Ontology annotation, cellular component: membrane. Lineage: Eukaryota; Viridiplantae; Streptophyta; Magnoliopsida; Fabales; Fabaceae. The transcript has 2 exons. Gene Ontology annotation, biological process: lipid transport. The record is from RefSeq and is a predicted model, not a curated record. Gene Ontology annotation, molecular function: lipid binding. Bases 1 to 366 code for a protein of 121 amino acids.